AGUACCUAACUCCAGUACAAACGAGAUACAUACCUUGCGGAAGCAAAAUGAUUCUGUUGACAUAAAGACAUAUUGAGUUCCCGGAAAGGGAAAAUAUAUGUUUAAUAGAUCGGAGUUACAGUGGUCGACUUAAAUGGGCGGAACGAUUUGCAGUUAGAGAUCUGAAUUGAAAAUGGAUACAGGUCAGGAGUUCGAACCGCUGCAACUUAAAUCAAUCCAGUGCAUUCCACCCGCCCCAAAUUCCACUAUAACAGCCAUAGAUUGGAUCCCUGAUUUUGUGGGCUUCGGAUGGGUGGCAUACGGAGCAGGCCCAUUUGUGGUGAUCACCACCACUCAACUGCCAGAAGGAGAAGAGGAGCCAAUUGGUCCCUUUUUUCAGCAAAUUCUACAGCCCUUACAAUACGAGAAGGAUAGAAUGAAUGAUAAUGAUGAUGAUGAUGAAGAAUAUGAUGAGGACGAGGACGAAAUCAGGGCAGUUGCUUGGGCACCUGUUAUUCCUUCUAAUGGGCUGCUUGCAGUAGGUGCUGGGGAAUUCGUCUAUGUUUAUGAACCGCGCAGUUUAGUUGUAGGCAAUGCAAAUUCUGUUCCAGAACUGCCUUUGGCUUGGAGACAAGAUAAAGCAUUAUCACAUUCUUCCAGAGUUAAUGUAGUUGUGUGGACAGAAUCUGGAGACGGAUUACUUGCAGCAGGAUUGGAUGUAAUCAUGUGGGCUAGGGGGGACAGUGGUUGGGUUCCACUAUGGAAGUCAAACCUAAAGCAGCCUCAUUUUCUUGCAUCUGCAACAUGGUCUUCUGUGGGAUUUACUGCAACAGCAGCUGAUGGUUCAACAUGUGCAAGAUGCCCAUGGUCUAUGACACAGACACCUGCUUCAUUUAGGGGCACUUCAAAGGGGCAGGUGAUUGUUUGGCAUUGGAAUGAAGUUUCCAGUCUACAAGAAAUUGAGCUUUCUCAUCCACAACCUGUUUCAAUGAUACAAUGGAGGCCAUCAAACUUUGCUUGUUUCCAAAGAGAAGUAUUGCUAACUUGCUGCUUGGAUGGAGCUGUAAGGUUAUGGAUGGAGAUUGAUAAUGGGAGGGCAAAACUUGACAAAAGACAUAUGAGGGAAAUGUCUGAUAAACACACAAGGGCAACCUUUUUUGUGAGUGCAAUCAUAGAAGUGAAUCAGUGUUUGAAUGGGAUUCUUGGAACAGACAUCUCAGUCAUGUGGACACGUGAGACAGGAGGCGCUAGUAUACAAAGUAGAGACAGAUUUGAGGUAAGCAGUUUUGAUGAGGUCUCCAAAGGCAGUAAUGUUGGUAGCUGCGAAUGGUUGCUUGGAAUUGGUCCAAAUGCCUCUCUUGCUUGGUGGUCAUUGCAUUGUCUAGACGAUAUAUCUCCUCCCAGAUACCCACGUGUAUCUUUGUGGAAGAAAGGAACUGAUCUGCUUCCCCAAAGAUUGAAGCUUCCAUUAGUUGGGAGCUAUUUAAAUUCAAAUGCUUGUUCUGUGCUUCUCAAAGCUUUCAUUCAGAGGAUUGGCAGGAAGUCAUCAGCUCCACCAUCUUCAGUAGACCUAUUUGAGCUGCUACCACAAAAUAUCUUCAGCUGGUCACGUGUCGAGGCCUCAAUGUCAAUUUCUAGUCUUGGCAGUUCUCUUGAAGAAAAUAUAAACUCUAAUGAAGAAAGCCUAAGGAAUCCACACGUCUCAAGUGAAAUCCUAAACCAAGGUGGUCACUCGGGAACUAUUUUACAGGUGGAACUGCAUCCUGUUAUUGAAGCUGAACUUGCUGCCUCAUUGGAUUCUAAUGGGAUUGUGCUUAUUUGGUCUUUAAACUCACUUGUGGAGCCUCAAAUUGAGAUUCCAACAUUUAUACAUCCUGCAUGGAAACUAUCUUAUCGACUGCCACGUUGUGAAAUCUCUGAACAAAUCAAAUAUCGUUUUCUUACAUGGGCACCCCUGUUUUUGAAAGAGAGUCAAUCUCUUCUCUUUGUUGGACAUUCACAAGGAUUUGAUUGUAUUUUCAUUCAAAAGGAGAGUAUUAUUAGAAAAACAACCACUCAGCAUGAAAUGGCCUGUGCUAUUCAAUUCCCUGAAUCUUCUUCACAGCAACUGAAAUCCAUCUAUGCAACAUUAUUAUCAGCUACCUCGACUAAAGACUUCAUUAAAUACAAUGUUCUGGUUUUAGGAUUAGGGAAGAGAGGCCAGAUAGUGCAAUCAUGGAAAAUUUUGCUUCAUGUUCAGCAUGAGGGUGAGAUUCCUUUAGAGCAGUUAUCUGAAUAUUUCUUGAAAAAGGGAAUUGCUCUAGAUAGAAAUUGUACCAAUGAAUUCAACCUGGCAAAGAAGGGUUAUUAUAUUUCAGUGGAACCAUGUUUACCUAAGUUUGUGAAUUCCAUUGCUUUGGUCCAGGUCACAAGUAUUGCUGUCACACCUACAGGCAAUCACUUUUCCUUCUGUCAACAAUCAGUUGAUGAUCUAUAUGGUGCCGGCUAUAAUAUUCCUGCCUACAACUUUGCCACAUGCCAUUCUGACGGUGUUCUAAAGCUUUGGAAAGUAAGUGUUCCCCAAGAGUCUCUGGUCCCAAAUUGUCAGACAGUAGAGAUUUCAUGGAACUGUGUGGGCCUUAUUAAAAUUCCCAAGGGUACAGGAAGAUUAAUUGCAUUGGCUAAUAGUGGCUGUAAGAUCGCAACUGCAAGUUCUAUUGCUUCAGAAGAUACCACAACUAUAAAUAUUUGGGAUGCUGAAAGUUAUUUGGGAGAUUGUAAUUUCGUACUGGAGGACAUAAUACAUUUUCCAGGUUGUGUCACUGCCUUGGAUUGGCUUGCUAUAGGCAAUGGCCAAUUUCUGCUUGGUGUUGCUAUGCAAAAUGAGGUGAGGGUUUAUUCACAAAGGAGGCAUGUUAGUGACACAUCUACAACACAAGGAGAUACAGCAAAUUUACAUAUUUGGUUUUGCAUUGCAUCAAUUUGUACCACAUCCUAUAUAAGGGCUCUUUCUUGGGGACCAAAAGCAACGCUGCUUCUUGUUUCAUCUGAGCUUGUUUAUAUUGUUAGUCAAUGGGCAUAUACUGCAGACAGGAAAGUACAAGAAUUCAAAGGACAGAAUUCUGCUCUUGUCAAUUUGUGUAGUCUUCACUCUCAGAGCUGGAAUUCACUAAAGGAUAACAAUGAAGCAUCAUUAACAUUGUCAACUAAUGGGAAUGGGAACAAAUGCUUAAGCAUGGCCUUGGGUGAUGUUAUUGAACAUUACCUUCAACAUGUACAAGGCUCCAUUUUCAGCCUCUUAGAAAUAGCUGAUGAAAUAGGUGGGCCAUUACCAGUUUAUCACCCAAGUGCAGUGCUUCACUGUCUGUUAAUAGGAAACAGAAAACGUGCAGUUGCCUCUAUGAGACAUCUCAUGGCAUAUGUUGGUGCAGAAAUCUCUCAUAAAGAAAGUAAUGAGCCUCAGAAACCAUUUCUUUGUAUACCCCAAGUAGAUUUGUCUAAGUUUUUGCAAGUGGGAUUAGCAGAAAGAAACCAUGGUAGAGAACUGCAGUGGGGUGUUGGGACAGGUUCUGCAAUUUCGACGACUAAUGCAUGGACUCAAACUGGUGCAUCACAUGCAAACACAGGCAGUUGGUUUAUGGGGGAGCAAAAAUCUAUUGGCAAGGAUUGUGAUGACUUAUUUAGUAAAAUUGAAGUUGAGAGCUUCAUUACAGCUCUUGAGAAAUGCCCUAAAAUACAUGGUGUAACAGAUGGUGAAAGGAUUCAACUUUUUGCGUUAUUAGAUCUUUUGGCAGAAAUUAGCAGUUCUCAUGAAGCUGCACAGUAUGAGAAUCUUGAUGAGCCAGCUCAAAGGUUCUGGAUGUUGGUGCAUUUUAGACGAUUGUAUUUUAUGCGGAAAAUGGGAAGACCUGCAACUGUUGAGGAACUGACAGUAGAGUCAAGGACACAAGCAUGGGCUUGUCAAUCAGAUUGUCAGGAUGUUUUGCUUGAUUUAUGCCUUUCGGAUGAAUUAUCCUGGCCUGCAUUGCGAAGUUUAGGAGUGGGGUUUUGGUUUACAAAUGUGACUUCACUUCGAUCAAGGAUGGAGAAACUUGCUCGGGCACAGUAUCUCAAAAGAAAAGAUCCAAAGGAUUGUGCACUGUUAUAUAUGGCUCUGAAUCGACGGAAUGUUUUAUUGGGACUUUUCAAGUUGAGCAGAGAUGAAAAGGAUAAGCCUUUGGUUGGAUUUUUGGCACGUAAUUUUGAGGAAGAGAAAAAUAAAGCUGCUGCUUUGAAGAAUGCCUAUGUCUUGAAGGGAAGGCACCAAUUUGAGCUGGCAGUAACUUUUUUCUUGCUUGGUGAUGACCCUAGUUCUGCAGUUUCUGUUUGUGCAAAAAAUCUAGGGGAUGAACAACUUGCGUUAGUGAUUUCCUGUCUUGUUGAGGGUUCAAAUGGACCACUGGCAAUGGACCUUAUAUCAAACCAUAUUCUUCCGAUUGCAGAAGGAAGGAAAGAUUAUUGGCUUGCAAGCAUGUUGCAGUGGUUACUUGGAAAUCCUAUGAAAUCUCUCCUGCAGUUGAUUCAACCAUCCGCAGCAUUCAUGAGCAGAGAACAAAGCAUGCAGGUGGACAACUUAUUGGCAGGCUCAGCUAAUAGUGCUGACACAGCAUGCUUUGACUCUAACAUUGGCCAGUACUGUGCAACGCUAGCUAUGAAGAAUAGUGUAAAGGGAAGUAUAGGGGAGAGUAAUGCCACCUCCUUAGCAAGGUGGGCUAUUAUGAAGACUUCAAGUGCCUUGAAAAGGUCCGGAUUUCCAGUUGAAGCCCUGGAGUGUCUUUCUGCUUCCACCAAUUUUCUUUUGAAGGAAUCUUUCAAAGAACUUUCUGUCAUAGAAAACCAUGAAGAUCCUUUAGGAAAGUAUGAACCCAAUAAAAAAGAAGAGAUACAAAUUAACUGGAUAUCGAGAAGCUUAGCAGGAAAGAUGGAAAGCACAUACAAGCUAAACUUGGCAGUGCAGUAUAUGUCAAAGCUUGUAAUUGCAUAUCCACAGUGGGGAUUCAUGGAUCCAUUUUCCUGUAAACUAAUGCUUGAUAUAGGUACUGAAAACAAGGAGGAAUCUCAGUAUCUUCUGCUAGUGAAGGAAUUGGAUCAGAAGUUGAGUACAAGUCUUUCUGUUAUUGAGCAGAGGUACUUUAUACAAAUUACUGAUGUUAUUCAGGAGCUUGCAAAUUUUUGUUACCAUCAUGGACGACACUUUUUCUGGUGUCGUCUAUUGCAUGCCUCUGUAUAUCCACGGUUUCCAAAUGCAUUCCAGAUCUCAAAAAGCUUUACCAUGUUUCCCUUUGAAACUGAACUGCUUCAGAAAGCUACAAGACAAACCUUUAAUGUUCUUACUAGUGUUGUUCAGGCUUGUGGUUAUAAUAUGUCUUCAUUGAAAGAAGUCAUCAUUAAUAUUAAUGUAUUAGGAGACAGUGAAUCUGAUUUUCAUCACUGGUUUUUGAAUCUUAGAGAGCUUCUGUAUAUUUCUUAUGACAUAAAACUCCUUACACAUUUUGUGAUCAAUGAAGGAUUGCAUUCUGAAGAGCAACAUAAAAUUUUCAAGAUAAUUGAUCUGUUGACCCUGGUCAUUUGUGUUGCUCUUGCCUGGUUAAGAAGGGAUGCAAGAGCACUACUUGCAUUGAUUAAAACCACAAUGUUGCAUGAUAAAGAUAAUUCUUCAGAAAAAUAUAAGAUGGAAGAGAGGCAUCAGCAGCUGUAUUCACUUGCAGAUCAUGCGCAGCAGUAUCCAAUGUUAAAUAGUGUGGCUAAAGCCUUAAACAGCAAUCAACAACAAGAAAAUAGUAAACAUGAAAAGUCCAAUUUGCGGCUAAUCAGAAAUCAUAGUAGGUGGCAGCUUGUGGGAGUUUGUCUAUGGGGCCGUCUUAUGUCUUCGAUCAAUGAACAGUUACAUGAAGUGUCCAGUAGAGACGGUUCUUAUUCAGGUUCAGUUAUUAAAAGAUUAUUAUUGAGUACCUUGGAAUCAAUUUCUGCUGGCUUAAUAAGACAGUUUGCAUGGUAUUUGAGGCAAACUUUACACACAAUGCCUUCAAAUCCUAUUUUGUUGUGGCUCUCAAAUAUGGAUACUUUUGUGAAGAUGGAAGCUCAAAACAGAGCUUUAGACACCCUUGAUGAUCAUGGAGCUUUGGAAUUUGAAAAUGACAACAUUAAUUUUUCACAACGAGGAAUUGAUGAUCUAGUGACGCCUGAAAACAUUAGUGAUGUAAGUUUAAAAGAAGUUUCAGAAAUCUUAGUAAUUCAGAAGGAUCUUUUCUUUCUUCUUAAAUCAAAAGGGUUUACAGAAUUUGAAUGUAGAAACAAGGAAGGUGUUAGCCAUUGGUCUCGCCUUGCAAAAGAGUUUUAUGUUGAGGAUAGUGUUGAGACUAGUAUGGCAGAUAUUCAAAGAGCUGUAGGAUUUAAUACAGCAAAUGGUUUAAGAAGAAUGCCAGUUGGAUCCACAGCGAAGAGUUUGACAUCUCAUGAUCAAAUUGUUCUGGGUACAGAACAGAAAAUGGCAUUUAGAAAAGAGAAAAUGAGCAAAUCCUUUCAGAAGCCAAAAGAAGUAUUACGAAGAAAUGGAGAGUUGCUCGAGGCAAUUUGUGUGAAUUCUUGCAAUCCAGAACAAGUGGUGGUUGCAAGCAAUCGCAAGGGACUUAUCUAUCUUAACUUGACUACUGUGGAACCUUACUUUGACUCACUUGAAUAUGUAUGGUCAAGUGCUGAGUGGCCAAGGAAUGGGUGGGCUGGAUCAGAAUCUACUCCAGUGCCUACAUUUGUAUCACCUGGGUUGGGGCUUGGAAGCAAAGAAGGUUCAAGCCUCGGUUUGGGUGGAGCUACAGUUGGAUUAGGUUCAUUACCAAGGUCAGGGAAAGAUUUAAAUGGAGUAACUUUUGGUAUUCCCGGCUAUGCUGGAAUUGGAGCAAUGGGUCUAGGUUGGGGUGAAUGGGAAGACUUUGAGGGAUUCAUUGAUCCUCCUGCUACUGCUGAGAAUGUAAGCACCAGGGCACUGGCUAGUCAUCCCUUAAGGCCUCUCUUUCUUGUCGGAUCCAGCAACACCCAUGUUUAUCUCUGGGAGUUUGGGAAGGCUACUGCGAUUGCAACUUAUGGAGUUCUUCCAGCUGCAAAUAUUCCCCCUCCUUAUCCUCUCGCAUCAGUAUCAGCUUUGCAAUUUGAUUGUUAUGGACAGAGGUUUACUACUGCUGCAAUGGAUGGCACAGUUUGUGCAUGGCAACUUGAGGUGGGAGGGAGAAGUAAUGUUCGACCUACAGAAUCAUCUCUUUUAUUUCAUCAGAAUGCAUCAGAUGUAGUUUUUGUUGGAGCAAGUGGAUCUAUUCUUGCUGCAACAGGCCUCAGUUCAAAUGGUCACAAUAUGGUCAUAUGGGACACACUAGCUCCUCCAGCAACUUCUCGUGUUUCUCUUGUAUGCCAUGAAGGUGGUGCUCGUUCUCUUGCUGUGUUUGAUCAUGAUGUCGGAAGUGGAUCUGUAUCACCCUUGAUUGUUACAGGGGGUAAAGAGGGUGAUAUUGCGGUGCAUGACUUUCGUUUCAUCACAACAGGAAAAACUAAACGGAAAAAGCAUAUUAAAGAAGAAAACAUGUUUCCAUCUUCCCGUCUCAAAGAUGUACAUUACACAAAAGAAGCAUUUGGCCCACCCAGAAAGCUUGGUGAACAUAAUUCUAAUGGGAUGAUUUGGUACUUACCAAAGGCACACCUAGGAAGCAUAUCAAGAAUAUCAGCCAUUCCUGGUACAAGCUUAUUUUUGACUGGGAGUAAAGAUGGAGAUGUUAAGCUUUGGGAUGUGAAAUCAUUUGAACUCUUGUGUCACUGGCCCAAAGUUCAUGACAAGCACACUUUUCUUCAACCAAAUUCAAGAGGAUUUGGUGGAGUUGUCAGGGCCGCUGUGACAGAUAUCCAACUCUUUACAAACGGUUUUCUUACUUGCGGUGGAGAUGGUGUGGUAAAGAUAUUCCAGCAUGCAAAUGAAUUAUCUUAUAAACAAGCAUAGCCAUUCCAGUCACAGGCAGUUGGUAGAAGUCUGUAUAAUUACCUUGAGAGCUUAAAUGCAAGUCAUUGAGAAGAAUAUCUUCAUGAAGAUCGGCUCCAAUAAUCCUUAAUGAGAUAAUAUAAGUUAGCUCAAUAUAAGGUUUACUUUAUUUCAAAUUUUAUUGCUUGAAUCCAAGCUGAUGGAAAGGAGCUGCGAUCGAGCUAGUGUAUGGUCAAAUGCCUUCUCAUUACAGGUUUUGAGUGUCGUAUUCGGCAUUUUCUACUGGCUCAUGCUUAAGCUCUUCUGCUUAAAAGAUAGGUUUUAUUUCGAUUAUAGAGCACAAUUAGGCAUGUUAUCUCUUCUAUGGCUUGAGUAGGAAGAUACAGCUUUCUGGUGCCCCAUUCUUGAUGUACAUUAUAUUCCUUAUGUAAUCUAUCAGCAUUUUUGUUUAAAAAUUUGAAAAAAAGAGAUAACAAAAAUUAUUCAAUGUGCUACCUGUAAGUAUGGACUUCAGUCGCAAUUUUAAUGAAAACGGGAAGAGGAUAAGGAUUGUUAUAAACAUU
Messenger RNA from Cryptomeria japonica (Japanese cedar), 8520 nucleotides. RefSeq lists its product as uncharacterized. Gene Ontology annotation, biological process: vacuolar acidification. Lineage: Eukaryota; Viridiplantae; Streptophyta; Pinopsida; Cupressales; Cupressaceae. The record is from RefSeq and is a predicted model, not a curated record. Gene Ontology annotation, cellular component: RAVE complex. The transcript is spliced from 16 exons. Gene Ontology annotation, molecular function: protein binding. The coding region runs from base 173 to 7978 and encodes 2601 amino acids.